AUGGAUGAGAAAGCUCUGACAUCAUCAAUUGCCCAGUUUUCAGCAAAGUUCUGCAAUGAACUAGACAAAAAUAAAAGUGUGGUUUCGUCGCCUCUAUCUGCAGAAUUUGUAUUGGCCCUUAUAGCUCUGGGUGCAACAGACCCGGCACAUGAGGAAUUACUAACCACCCUUGGAAUUGCAGAUGAUGAAUCUAUCCGUUCAUCAUUUACUGUGGUUUCUACAAAAUUAAAAUCAAUCAAAGGUGUGACAUUGAAUGUAGCAAACAAGGUGUACAUAAAGGAUGGUAGCUAUGAUCUUGAACCUAAAUUGAAAGAUGACGCCAUCACUGUAUUUGAUGCUGCCUUUGAGAAAGUUAAUUUUGAUGAUGGUCCCGCUGCUGCUGAUCUAAUUAAUAAAUGGGUUGAAAGCAAAACCAAUGAGAAAAUCAAAGAUCUUCUCUCUAGAGACUGUCUUAGUAGUGAUACCAGAUUGGGAACAUGGAAAAAACAAUUUGAUCCAGCAAAUACAAUAGAUCAACCUUUCCACAUAGAUGAAGAGAAGACAGUCAUGGUACCAAUGAUGUAUAAGGAAGAUGAAUUCUUAUAUGGAGAGAGUGAGGAACUCGGGGCACAGCUUCUUAAAAUGCAUUAUGUGGGCGAGGAUGCCAGCAUGUUGAUCGUCCUACCUAACGAGAUCAGCGGUCUUAAUGGCGUGUUGGAAAAAUUGGCCAAUGGCUAUGACCUUAUGGGCGAAGUGGAGAAGAUGUUCUCCACCAAAGUGCAAGUCACAAUUCCCAAGUUCAAGAUUGAGACCGAGAUUGACUUGGCUGAACUGCUGCCAAAGCUUGGAAUAAAGGCAAUCUUUAAUCCUGACAAGUCAGGACUCAAUAAGAUCUUAAAUGUUGAAGAAAGGUUGUAUGUAUCAAAGGCUGUACAAAAAGCCUUUAUCGAAGUCAAUGAGGAAGGCGCAGAGGCUGCCGCAGCUACUGCAAUGGGCAUCGCGUUCUGCUCCGCUAUCCUCGACGAACCUCCCGUGCCUCGAUUCAUAGCGGACAGGCCUUUCCUAACGAUCAUUCUUGUUGAGAACAACCCGUAUUUUAUGGCUAUGCAUAGAGGUGAUUGC
Molecule: messenger RNA, 1101 nt
Organism: Iphiclides podalirius (scarce swallowtail)
Lineage: Eukaryota; Metazoa; Arthropoda; Insecta; Lepidoptera; Papilionidae
Source: the annotation of a GenBank genome assembly